Cantharellus anzutake is the source of this 929-nucleotide messenger RNA. RefSeq lists its product as uncharacterized. The record is from RefSeq and is a predicted model, not a curated record. The transcript has 5 exons. Lineage: Eukaryota; Fungi; Basidiomycota; Agaricomycetes; Cantharellales; Hydnaceae. The coding region runs from base 178 to 729 and encodes 183 amino acids.
UUACUCUGCCCGUUAUCGGCUACGUGCCGUCGAUCGUCAGCCUUCAUGACGAUGGUGUGGUAAAAAGAAAGUUGCUUGGAAGACGCUGUUUCCGUGUCACGUUGUCUUUGUGAGUCGUGAGUUCUACAUACUAGUACUGUGACCGGAACAGAUCAACACACGUCGUCCCCGCAACGAAUGAUGGCAGCGGACACGUUAAACUCAUCCGAAAUCUUCAAUGCCAAUGCUUUAUAUCAGGUUUUAUACUCCCUGGUAUUUGGUUCCACUCUCUGGCUAACUGGAAUUGGGGGCCCCGUUGCCUUCCGUGUCCUACCACGUCACCAGUUCGGAGCACUCCAAGCUAAAACAUUCCCAAUCUUCUUCGGCAUGUCUGUUGGUGUCGAAGUCACCUUGUUAUCUCUCUGGAUCCGGAAAUACCCUUCAGUCAUCUCUACAUACACAGAUGUUAGCAAGGCUGAAGUUGUGCAAGCAUGGAUCCUUGCCCUCGCCUUUAUCCUGACCAGCAUCAACACGGUAUGGCUGGGGCCGAAACAAUCCAAAAUCAUGUGGCAGCGCCACAAGUUGGAGCGCGAAGAAGGGAAAUCCUAUCUCGAUCCCACUGCAUCGGAUGAACUCAAACAGCUAACGGCACGUUUCGGGAAGCUUCAUGGAAUGGGCUCCCUGUUAAACUUGAUUUCCUUCCUCGCUCUCCUAUUCCACGGACUGUGGAUCGGCACUCAUGGAAUUUAAGAAUUGCUAAACCUUCUCGCUCCGUCCGGCCACUUCAUGACGACUUUGCGUAUUGCCCAUCCUUUUUUUUUGGUGAUAAACGUGCUCGCAACGAUAGUCCUGACAUUCACCCUGACUGAUUACAAUGCCUCCUGGGAGGCAGCGACACUAUCGUGACAACAGACAUAUAAAUAGACAAGAUAUAUCAUCGAAGAAGAAAA